Molecule: messenger RNA, 1461 nt
Organism: Cetraspora pellucida
Lineage: Eukaryota; Fungi; Glomeromycota; Glomeromycetes; Diversisporales; Gigasporaceae
Source: the annotation of a GenBank genome assembly
AUGUCAAAUACAGAAAGAAAAGUUGUUCGUGUUCUCGUAACAUAUUUCACCGUUAUGAGAGGAAAAAUCCUCGAGUGGGAUAUUAUCGAAGUGUUGAAAAGCAUGGGCAUCAUUCUUCAACGGGCAGAUAUGGAAUUAGCACACACGAGGGAAAGGGAUCGUUACACUAAACACGCUUUAACAAAUACUAUCAAAACUGCGCGCGUUAACCAAGUUGUUUCUAAACUUCAAAGAGACAAGGAUCAUAACUGUUCUUGCCUUGUAAAAAUUGUAAAUGCACGGUUGAUUCGAAAUCAUAAAAUAAUAGACGACGACGUACUUUAUUUAUAUAACGGAAAAAUCAUCGAUCCUCAAACUUACUUUUUUACUUUUGGUGAUUUACCUGAUGUUGUAAUCGAUGCUAAAGGAUUAUUAGUAGCUCCAGGAUUCAUCGAUGUACAAAUAAAUGGAGCCUUUGGUGUGGACUUUUCUCAAAUGCAAAGUGAAGAAAAAAUGAGGAAAGGAAUUGAUAAUGUUGCAAAAGGUUUAUUAAAAUACGGCUGUACUAGUUUUGUUCCAACAAUUAUUAGUUCAGGGAUAGAAGUAUAUCAAAAGGUUCUCCCAUUUCUUAAACCUCGUAAAGGAAAUAAGACCAAUGGGGCUGAAAUCUUAGGUGUUCACGUCGAAGGUCCGUUUAUUGAGCCAAGUAAAUGUGGCGCCCAUGAAGAAUCUCAUCUUCGUUCUGCAUCUGGUGGUUUCUCAGAUUUUGUAAAAGUUUAUGGAUUAAAUGAAGGAAAAGAUCAAAAAGAUCAAAUAGUUAAGAUCGUAACUGUAGCACCGGAAGUAGAAGGUGUUUCGGAUAGUUUGGAAGAUCUGGUUCGUGCUCAUAUUACAGUCAGUUUAGGUCAUUCUUCUGCUACUGUGGCUCAAGCGGAAUUAGCUGUCGAAAAAGGAGCAAGAUUUAUUACACAUUUGUUUAAUGCUAUGCAACAGUUCCAUCACCGUGAUCCUGGCAUAAUUGGUCUACUUGGUACAAAACGCGUCCCACGACCAUAUUAUGGCAUCAUCUGUGAUGGUAUCCAUGUGCACCAAAAUUCUAUUAAAAUGGCCUACGAUUCUCACCCGGAGGGUGCAGUCCUUGUUACUGAUGCUAUGGCAGCUAUGGGAUUGCCACCAGGAGAUUAUACUUUGGGUGAUAUUCCGGUACGUAAAAUCGGUGAUGAACGAGUUGAAGUCAUUGAUAAUGGACGACUUGCUGGGUCAGUAAUUACUAUAGAUGCGUGUGUUAGGAAUUUUAGAGAAUUCACAGGAUGCUCAAUUAUUGAAGCUGUUGAAGCAGCAACGUUGCAUCCAGCAGAAUUAUUAGGAAUUCAAAAUAUUAAAGGAACUUUGAAUAUUGGAGCUGAUGCAGAUUUGGUAUUCCUAGAUGAUGAUCUUAGGGUUAUGAGGCAAUGUAUUUCAAAUAACAAUACAAAAUAUUAG